GUCCUCUCGCACCAGACUUAGCUGGAGAUUCUGACAGCGAAGACGAAGACGAGAAGGCGGAUGUUUUUCCUGUAACUAUAGUUAAGGCUCCUCCCGCUUCUACGUCACCUCUAUGGAGCAGAUCCCUCAACCUCCGUAUCAAGGGAAUUAUACCCUUGAGGGAUCCACCACCUCUGUACAACCCACCACCUCUACAACUCCAGAGAUAUGAAUCAGUGAGAUAUGAAUCAGUGAUACUAGUGCUAAUACAGCUGGCGCAGGAGGGACAACAACGUCAAGUGGUCCAGCUGGAGGCAUACUUCGAGGCGUGAACUCCACUACUGGGAUUCCGCAGCCAACUGUGGGAGCUCGUGCAGCCUUUCGUACAUCCAAAAGUCAAAGUUUUUGCAUGCCUGGCACGUUGAAAAGCCAAGAAGAACUCCUCUCCGGUGCAAACAAGAACGGCAAGCUGAAGAAAAGCAAAGACGACAGUCACCGACUUUCUCAGGAUCAUCAACCCCUAGAGCCAGCUUUUUUCGCGAAUCUGAAACAGGAAAUUCAGCGCAAGCGUUCGAUCUCUGGAGCAUCGACGGGAGUACUUCUAGGAAGUGCUGCUGGUGGCCUGCUGCAAAAUAUUGCACCACAAAUGGA
Molecule: messenger RNA, 630 nt
Organism: Amoebophrya sp. A25
Lineage: Eukaryota; Dinophyceae; Syndiniales; Amoebophryaceae
Source: the annotation of a GenBank genome assembly